This is a messenger RNA of Mangifera indica (mango), 1364 nucleotides long. RefSeq names its product DNA-3-methyladenine glycosylase 1-like. The record is from RefSeq and is a predicted model, not a curated record. Gene Ontology annotation, biological process: base-excision repair, AP site formation; base-excision repair; DNA alkylation repair. Bases 138 to 1025 code for a protein of 295 amino acids. Gene Ontology annotation, molecular function: alkylated DNA binding; DNA-7-methylguanine glycosylase activity; DNA-3-methyladenine glycosylase activity. Lineage: Eukaryota; Viridiplantae; Streptophyta; Magnoliopsida; Sapindales; Anacardiaceae. The transcript has 3 exons. Gene Ontology annotation, cellular component: nucleus; protein-DNA complex.
GUAACCUCACCGUUUGUUAACCGGAUCUGACGCCGCUACAAUCCUUCCAAUUGUACAAAACAACGGGCGGGGGUAUUGUUCAUCCGAAUCCUUGCUGCCAGCGUCGCUAGAAAACCCUAGCAAAAACUCUUCCACGGAUGAUGAAGAGGCCAUCUCGGACCAGCAACACUGCAGACAAAAUCUCUCAAAACCCAACAUCCUCCUCCAGGAUUCCAUUUCGUCCCCAAAAAAUCCGAAAACUUAUUACCCCCGCCCCUCCUAAUCCUGUCGACAAUCCUGUUAAUUCGCCCAAAAUUGUUAAGCCGCUUACAUUCGAUGGCGAAAUAGACCUCGCUCUGCAAUAUCUACGCGGCACAGAUCCUCUUUUAGCAACCCUCAUAGACACACAUCGUCCACCCUCAUUUGAGUCUGGUCGAACGCCAUUUUUGUCUCUCGUUAAGAGUAUACUCUAUCAGCAACUGGCCUACAAGGCUGCGAAAUCAAUCUACGAUCGUUUCCUCUCCCUGCUUGGGGGCGAAGAUAAGGUCCUUGCUGAUGCAGUUAUAUCCAUCUCAGCUCAACGGCUACGUGAAUUGGGAGUUUCGUUUCGAAAAGCGAGCUACAUUCAUGACCUAGCAGACAAGUAUAUGAAGGGGAUUUUAUCGGAUGAUUUGAUUCUUCAAAUGGACGAUGAGAUGCUUUUCAAAAUGUUGACGAGUGUGAAGGGUGUUGGCCCGUGGUCUGUUCACAUGUUUAUGAUGUUCUCACUGCACAAGCCUGAUGUUUUACCGGUCAGUGAUUUGGGAGUGAGAAAAGGAGUGCAAGCUCUGUAUGGAUUGAAAGAGUUGCCAGGGGCUUUGAAAAUGGAAGAGGUUUGUGAGAAGUGGAGGCCCUACAGGUCUGUUGGGGCUUGGUACAUGUGGAGAUUAAUGGAAGCCAAAGGAACUUCACCAAAUGGAAGUACAGGGCUGGAUGGUUGCACUGAUCCGAAAUGUAAAUGGAUUAAGAAGAGAGAUGACUGUCAAUCCAUUAGAGAACAUGGGUGAGGUGCAUAUGGUAAAACUGAACAUGUGGAACUAUAAACACCAAUUGAGCAGACAAUCAAGAGGAGGCUCAUGAAGAAGAACCUAGUUCCCCAAUGUCAUUGCAAAAGGGCUCAACUUCUCAUGUUAGAGAUCCUUCCAAAUCUCUAACUGCUGGAUUUGGAUAAACUGCCGCGACAAUUUGUGAUUUAUUUGUUGAAUCUUUUAGAAAACAUGGAGACAUUAACAAACUGCAUCUUCAAAGAUAAAAGAGGAUUGCAGUGACAUAAGAACUUGCAUUUAUUUUGUUACCAAACAUAAAAAAUUAUUAUUUUGUUAUUAUGUAUGUGAUAAUAUUUUACA